CAGACCUAAGUAGUGCGGGAUAGAGGGUGCUCCGCUCUGUGCAGGCUAAAAAGAAAACAAGAAGGCGAGAAGCUAAAGCGGCACUCUACAGUGUGAAUAAUUGUGCUUGUGCGCUUUAUUGAUGUACUAAAGCUUUAAAGUAUUUAAUUAUUUGCAGUAUCAUAUCAAGUAUGGUUCGUAGCGACAAGGACAGACAUCAUCGACGAAGAUCCAAAUCGCGAUCGAGAUCUCGGUCGGCCGAACCUGAAAAGAAGCGACGUCGAUCUAGGAGCAGAGACCGUGAGAGAGACAGAGAUAAGGGUCGACAUAGAGAACGCAGAAGUCGUUCGCGUGACAGAGACAGAGACAGGAGAGAUCGUUCUGAACGUGACAGGGAUCGCGAGAGAAAACGUGGAGACAGUAAAGAAAAGCGUCUUACAGGCUCAAAGUCUUCGCGCUCUGGCAAAGAACGAUCUAACAGAUCUCGGUCACGUGAUAGAAAGGAUAAAGAAAAAGGUGACAAUGAAGAAUUACCAUUUGAUCACACAAAAUUGGACAAGGAGGAAGAGCAAAAGAGGCUUGAAUUGGAAAUGCAAAAGAGGAGGGAGAGAAUAGAAAGAUGGCGAGCAGAGCGGAAGAAGAAAGAGCUGGAAGCGACCAAAAAAGACGGUAAGGCAUCUAUUUUGGCAAAUCUUCAGCUACCCAUGAAAAAGUGGUCCCUUGAGGAUGAUAGUGAUGAAGAGACUCCUGUGGUACAGAAUAACACAAAAGAGGCAAAGGAAGAAGGUGUAAAAGAGGAAAUUGAAGAAGUAAAGGAGGAAGUGAAAGAUGAAGAGGAAGAAGUUGAUCCGCUGGAUGCUUUCAUGGCAGAGGUGCAAGAAGAGGUGAGGAAAGUGAACAAACUAGAUAACAAAGCCCCAAAAAAUGCCAACAAUGGUACGAGUUCUGGAACACAGAGUGGCGGUGUCGUUAUAGUGACUGGUGUAGCCAAAAAGAAAGUUCAGAAACAAAAGGGAGAACUGAUCGAGCAAAAUCAAGAUGGUUUGGAGUAUUCCAGCGAAGAAGAGGGCGAAAAUCUUCAUGAGACUGCAGCGGGUAUAGCAAACAAACAGAAACGAGAGUUAGCCAAAGUCGAUCACGCAACCACGGAUUAUCAACCGUUCCGAAAGUCCUUCUACGUUGAAGUUCCUGAAAUUGCAAGAAUGACGCCAGAGGAAGUAGAGGCAUACAAAGAGGAGUUAGAAGGCAUUCGCGUAAAAGGCAAAGGUUGUCCAAAGCCUAUCAAAUCAUGGGCGCAAUGCGGCGUAACCAAGAAGGAACUAGAAGUGUUAAAGAAAUUGGGUUACGAGAAACCUACGCCCAUUCAAUGCCAAGCGAUCCCGGCAAUUAUGUCCGGCCGCGAUCUCAUCGGUAUAGCAAAAACAGGUAGUGGAAAAACAUUGGCUUUCUUAUUACCAAUGUUUCGACAUAUACUGGACCAGCCACCACUGGCUGACGGCGACGGGCCGAUCGCGUUAAUCAUGACGCCUACUAGGGAAUUGUGUAUGCAAAUUGGCAGGGAUUCGAAAAAAUUCACCAAAUCGUUGGGUCUGUCGCACGUGUGUGUUUACGGUGGAACCGGUAUCUCCGAACAAAUAGCAGAGUUGAAGAGAGGUGCCGAGAUCAUAGUAUGCACCCCGGGUAGAAUGAUCGAUAUGCUCGCCGCAAACAGUGGUCGUGUGACCAAUCUGCGUCGAGUGACAUACGUAGUGCUAGACGAAGCUGACAGAAUGUUCGACAUGGGCUUCGAACCUCAGGUAAUGCGUAUUAUGGAGAACGUAAGACCGGAUCGGCAGACGGUACUGUUCAGUGCGACGUUUCCACGACAAAUGGAGGCACUGGCCAGAAGAAUACUUACCAGACCAGUGGAGGUGCAAGUCGGAGGACGUUCCGUUGUCUGCAAAGAUGUCGAACAACACGUAGUCGUACUCGAGGAGGACCAGAAGUUCUACAAGUUACUAGAAAUUCUCGGUCACUACCAAGACAAAGGCUCGACCAUUAUAUUCGUAGACAAACAAGAAAACGCGGACACGUUGUUGAAGGACCUUAUGAAAGCUUCAUAUUCCUGUAUGUCUCUUCACGGUGGUAUCGACCAGUGCGACAGAGACUCUACUAUAUUGGAUUUCAAAGCCGGACGGACAAAGUUGUUGGUAGCCACAUCUGUCGCCGCUAGAGGCCUAGAUGUUAAGCACUUGGUACUGGUAGUCAAUUACGAUUGUCCUAAUCAUUACGAGGAUUACGUGCACAGAUGUGGUAGAACCGGUAGAGCCGGAAACAAAGGAUACGCGUACACUUUUAUCACAUCAGAGCAGGAACGCUAUGCCGGUGAUAUCCUACGUGCACACGAAUUAGCGGGUGUACUCGUUCCAGAACCGUUGCGUCAGCUAUGGGAGAAUUACAAAGCACGACAAGCUGCGGACGGCAAGAAAGUGCACACUGGUGGCGGUUUUAGCGGCAAAGGAUUCAAAUUCGAUGAGUCGGAAGCCGCUCUGGCGAAUGAGAAGAAAAAAUUCCAGAAAGCAGCUCUAGGACUGCAGGAUUCCGACGACGAGGACAUAGAAAAUGACAUCGAUCAACAGAUCGAGAGUAUGCUGGCGCCUAAGCGUACAGUUCGUGAAAUAGCGAGACCGUCUGCGACCAAUAUUACGGUACCAGGUCAGCCGAUACCCAGCGCCACUGAUAAACUCGAAUUAGCUAGAAGAUUGGCGUCCAAGAUAAACAUCGCCAAGAAUUUAGGCGCCGAGGCGAAAGGUGCCACCCAACAAGCGGCAGAGGCCAUACUUAAGGGCGCAGGACCUACGAAUCUUAUUACGGCAAAGACCGUCGCAGAACAAUUGGCAGCGAAGUUGAACACUAAAUUGAAUUAUCAGCCGCGCGAAGAGGAUCUCGUAGAGAGCGACGCGGAAACGGGCGAGCAAACAUUCCGUAAGUAUGAGGAGGAGCUCGAGAUAAAUGAUUUCCCGCAACAAGCAAGAUGGCGAGUCACGAGCAAAGAAGCGUUGGCCCAAAUUUCGGAAUAUUCCGAAGCGGGUUUGACGGUCAGAGGAACAUACAUCGCGCCUGGAAAAGCACCACCGGAAGGCGAGAGGAAACUAUACCUAGCUAUAGAAUCGACAAGUGAAUUGGCGGUCAGCAAAGCCAAAGCGGAGGUCUCGCGGCUCAUCAAAGAGGAACUUAUCAAGCUGCAGGCGUCCGGCGCUCACACUGCGUCACGUGGUCGAUAUAAAGUCUUAUAAAGCACUUUUAUAAGGUUUGCAUCUUAAGUUCAAUUCUUUUUUUUUCUUUCUGUUUAAUUACUUAUGAAAUUACUCAUUGAGAGGACAGUGGUGUCACUCGAAAUAUGUAUGAUAAGAAAUUGCAAAAAUUUAUUAUAUAUAACUAACGAUACCAAGAGUUUAUAUUAAACAGCACAAUAACAAAGUAUACUUAACACUUAUGGGAGCAUUAUCUGUAUCAUUGGCACGAACCACUGCAGGCGAUCCAAAUUUUCGCAGGUUUAUAAAUAAUAAAAGUGCGAGGACCGUCGUUCCCUUAA
This is a messenger RNA of Odontomachus brunneus, 3553 nucleotides long. RefSeq names its product probable ATP-dependent RNA helicase DDX46 (gene Prp5). Gene Ontology annotation, cellular component: nucleus. The transcript is spliced from 8 exons. The record is from RefSeq and is a predicted model, not a curated record. NCBI's taxonomy places the organism in Eukaryota, Metazoa, Arthropoda, Insecta, Hymenoptera, Formicidae. Gene Ontology annotation, molecular function: ATP binding; nucleic acid binding; RNA helicase activity. Gene Ontology annotation, biological process: mRNA splicing, via spliceosome. Bases 171 to 3254 code for a protein of 1027 amino acids.